Molecule: messenger RNA, 1346 nt
Organism: Theobroma cacao (cacao)
Lineage: Eukaryota; Viridiplantae; Streptophyta; Magnoliopsida; Malvales; Malvaceae
Product: purine permease 1-like
Cellular component (GO): membrane
Molecular function (GO): purine nucleoside transmembrane transporter activity
Source: RefSeq, a predicted model, not a curated record
GAGGUCCUUGAGGAACCUAAACUACAGGCAAGCACCGUAAUGAGGAAAGCUCUCCUAGUAAUAAACGGUAUCGUCCUAGCUAUAGGGAAAUGCGGCGGUCCACUUCUGAUGCGCGCCUACUUCAUCCAUGGUGGGAAACGAUUCUGGUUCUCGAGCUGGCUCACAACUGGUGGUUGGCCCAUCAUCCUUUUCCCCAUCGCCUGUGCUUACAUGUACCGUCGCAGGACCGAACCCACAUCAAAAAACAAGCUUUUCCUCAUGAGACCUCCCUUGUUCGUUGCCUCCGCAGUCAUCGGAAUUCUUACAGGCGUUGACGACUACCUCUACUCCUAUGGCGUGGCCCUGCUCCCCGUUUCAACUUGUUCUAUAGUCAUUGCCUCGCAGCUGGCUUUCACAGCAGCGUUUGCUUUCAUUUUGGUGAAGCAAAAGUUCACUUCUUAUUCCGUAAACGCUGUGUUUUUGUUAACUGUAGGAGCAGGUGUUCUAGCUUUACGAGCGAGCAGUGACCGGCCUGAUACUGAAUCAAACAGGAAAUACGCUUUAGGGUUUAUAAUGACUCUGGCUGCAGCGGCCUUGUAUGGAUUUGUUUUGCCCCUGGUGGAGUUAAUGUACAAGAAGACAAAGCAAGAAAUGAGCUACGCCCUUGUCAUGGAGAUUGAGAUGGUGAAUUGUUUGUUUGCUACUGGUUUUUGCACUGUUGGGAUGCUGGUUAACAACGAUUUCAAGGUAAUUCCAAGGGAAGCAAGGGAAUUCGACCUUGGGGAAACAAAGUAUUAUGUUGUUGCGAUUUGGAGUGCAAUAAUAUGGCAGUUUUUCUUCUUGGGAGCAACAGGAGUAAUCUUUUGUGCUUCAUCCUUGGUAUCGGGUAUUAUAAUUGCGGUUGUAUUACCUGUAAUAGAGAUUCUGGCAGUAAUUUUCUACAAAGAAAAUUUUCAAGCAGAGAAGGGUGUAGCUCUUGCACUCUCAGUCUGGGGCUUCAUUUCAUACUUUUAUGGUGAGAUGAAGCAAAGCAAGAAAAAGAUAUCAACUCCUGAAACAGAAAUGCCACCAGAGCCCAAUCAUAUGGAAAGUGCUUAAAAAAUAUUGACGAUCCGAGCAAUUCCAAGCUCGCUUGGCUGAUGCUCGGAAUAUUGCUCCUGCAAAUUUGUGCGAAAGAAGCAAGAAAUAUUUACUAGUUAGAUUUUUUAAAGACAAAGCGCCAGCAGCUCAACUACUGUCUUCUGUUUAACCAAAACCAAUGAAUCCAACAAAUGUUCCAAGUACAUAUAAGCAAAGAAGAACAAUCACCCAGGCCCGAAUGUCCUUCGUAUGAUUACUAGUUAGAUAAUAAGAAAUAUCCUUUGUAC